AUGGCGGACCCUAUAAUAGAGGGAGGAAAUGGGCAGACACAGGAGCUGACAUCUUUAGUACCCUGCAGCUCUGCGGCAGCCGCAGGUUACAGUGUAGACAUAACCAAGUCCAAAAACCACAUCACACACAACCAGUCCCAAAAGUGGCACAGAAAUGGCAUCAAGAAACCCCGAUCACAAAGAUAUGAAUCUCUUAAGUGGGUGGACCCCAAGUUCCUGAGGAACAUGCACUUCCCCAAGAAGCACAACAAAAAGGGCCUGAAGAUGAUGCAGGCCAACAAUGCCAAGGCCAUGAGUACACGUGCUGAAGCUAUCAAGGCCCUUGUAAAGCCCAAGGAGGUUAAGGCUAAGAUCCCAAAGGGCAUGAGCCGCAAGCUCAGUCAACUUGCCUACAUUGCCCACCCCAAGCUUGGGAAAUGUGCUCGUGCACGCAUUGCCAAGGGUCUCAGGCUCUGCCGGCCAAAAGCCAAGGAUCAAACCAAGGCCCAAUCCGCAGCUUCAGCUGUAGCCCCAGCUUCCAUUCCAGCUCCAGCUCAGCCUCCCAAAGGUGCCCAGGCCCCACAAAGGCUCAAGAGUAGAGGUCUGUGUCUGCCAACAUGAGGACAGAAGGACAGUGUGACCCCUGGGCUGCUGUUUGCAUGGGGCUGGGGUCCUCCUGUACUAUUUGUACAAAUAAACCUGAGGCAGGGAAAAAAAGACUCUAACCUAAGAAAUGUAGGUAAGGAGAAGUUGGAAAUCAAGCAAAAAACAGAAG
Messenger RNA from Microcebus murinus (gray mouse lemur), 754 nucleotides. Its product is annotated as large ribosomal subunit protein eL29-like. Gene Ontology annotation, biological process: cytoplasmic translation. Gene Ontology annotation, molecular function: structural constituent of ribosome. Gene Ontology annotation, cellular component: ribosome; cytosolic large ribosomal subunit. NCBI's taxonomy places the organism in Eukaryota, Metazoa, Chordata, Mammalia, Primates, Cheirogaleidae. The record is from RefSeq and is a predicted model, not a curated record.